Cucurbita maxima (winter squash) is the source of this 2329-nucleotide messenger RNA. Its product is annotated as nicalin-1-like. Gene Ontology annotation, biological process: regulation of signal transduction. The transcript has 14 exons. Bases 170 to 1873 code for a protein of 567 amino acids. The record is from RefSeq and is a predicted model, not a curated record. Lineage: Eukaryota; Viridiplantae; Streptophyta; Magnoliopsida; Cucurbitales; Cucurbitaceae. Gene Ontology annotation, cellular component: endoplasmic reticulum membrane.
UUAUGCAGCCGGUGGGCAUCUCUACGGAACGGCGAGAUGAACCAGCAAGAGCCACGAGGUGAUUCCAUUUCCAUGUGCGCAUCCACACCCAUAUUAUUGUGAUCAAGUUCCCUAUCCCUCCAACGCCCUUUCCCCCCCAACUGAGCUCCUCCAGAUCUUGCAUCCAUCCAUGGCUCCUCGUAAACCCCGCGAGCCUCAAGUCCUCGAAUCCUUCUACCCUCUCCUUGCUCUUGUCUUCCUUCUAGUUGCCUGCACCGAGCUCUGUGACGCCGCCGCUGUCGUCGAUGUCUAUCGCCUCAUUCACUACGAUAUCUCUGGCGUUCCCUUUGGAUCCCGCGCCGCUUCACUCAAUCACCAUGCUGCCUCUCUUCAUUUUCCCCCUGCUGCUGCUGCUGCUGAUCUCUCUCGCACCGUUUUCAUCAUUCCUCUUUGUGAACUCAACUUCACCUUCGUCAAAGAAUGUUUAUCUCAAAGAAAGCGUUUGGGAGGUCUUCUGAUCUUGCUUCCCAAGAUUCUUGGCUCGGAUGGCCCGAAAAAUGAUGACUUUAAAUGUCCACAAAAUGGAGAUGGGAUGAUUAAGGAUCUACUGGUUGAACUUGAACGGUUGCUCAUACAUGCUACUCUACCUUACCCUGUAUAUUUUGCUUCAGAAGGUGAAGAUAUUAAUGCUGUUUUGGCUGAUGUCAAGAGCAAUGAUGCCACUGGUCAGCUUGCAACUGCAACUACUGGCGGGUACAAGCUUGUUGUUUCAGCAGCAGAACCAAGGAAGCUUGUAUCUUCCACGAUUACAAAUAUUCAGGGUUGGCUGCCUGGACUAAAAUUUGAUGGAGAUGCUAGUCAACUCCCAACAAUUGCAAUUGUAGCAUCAUAUGAUACAUUUGGCGCUUCUCCUGAAUUAUCUGUGGGAAGUGAUAGCAACGGAAGUGGAAUUGUUGCACUUCUUGAAAUUGCAAGGUUAUUUUCUCUUCUUUAUUCCAGUCCUAAGACACGAGGAAGGUACAAUCUACUUUUUGGGCUCACUUCUGGCGGACCUUACAACUACAAUGGGACUCACAAGUGGCUUCAAAGCUUUGAUCACCGUAUCCGUGAGAGUAUUGACUAUGCCAUUUGCUUAAAUAGUAUUGGCUCAUGGGAUGACAAAUUAUGGCUGCAUGUCUCCAAGCCUCCAGAAAAUGCUUACAUAAAGCAAAUAUUUGAAGAUUUCUCAAAUGUCGCCGAGGAUUUGGGCUUCAAAGUUGAUCUGAAGCACAAGAAGAUUAAUAUUUCAAAUCCUCGAGUAGCCUGGGAGCACGAACAGUUUUCAAGAUUGAGAGUAACUGCUGCUACCCUUUCUGGAAUCUCCGCUGCUCCUGAGCUUUUGGAAAGGACUGGAGGUUUAGCUGACAACAGAUUGUUUUUGAACGAGAGUGCAAUUGCCAAGAGUAUCAAGUUAGUCGCAGAGAGUCUUGCAAGGCAUAUUUACAGAUAUGAAGGAAAGAAUAUACAAGUAUUUGCAGAUGAUAGUAGUUUGGCAGUCAAUCCAACUUAUAUUCGAUCAUGGUUGGAUCUUUUGUCACGGACGCCUCGAGUUGCUCCAUUUCUGUCGAAAGAUGACCCUUUCAUAUCGGCAUUAAAAAAGGAACUGGAGGUCCAUACCCAUGAUGUGAGCUUGCAACAUGAGCCAUUUGACGGGGUGUUCACCUUUUAUGAUUCAACUGCAGCUAAACUUCACGUAUACCAGGUUGCUAGCGUGACAUUCGACUUGGUUUUGCUUUUGGUCUUGGGAUCGUAUUUAGUUUUACUCUUCUGUUUCCUUGUGAUCACAACCAGGGGUCUCGACGAUCUGAUUGGUCUAUUUAGACGCCCUCCUUCCCGAAAAGUAAAAACAGCUUGAUGACUGCAGUAGAUUUUGAUGCUUGGAUUUGCAUCAUUGCCACCCGAAUUUUUUCCCAUCUAGAUUAGACAGGCCUUACGAUGGGGUCCAAUGUGGCAUAAGAGCUCGAGGAACUGAAGAUUUUAUGUGGCAUUCCUCUCAGGAUUCUCUCUUUCUUCUUUUUGACAUCCUUCAGUCAUAUCAUCUGUGACAUAUUGUUAUGAGAACUCUCGAGGUGCGAUAAUUUUUCGUUUUCUCUCAUUUAAAUUUGCACUGUUUAACCCUCAUUUGUGGUUUCCACUUUGGGCAAUGAUUUUUUCCUUAGAAUUUGUUGGUGUCUAUUAUUUUCUUGCUCGGUUGAUGUUAGAGACAGGCAAUAGAUUCAGUUCGAACAGUUCUGAAAAUCUCUCAGAAUAUAUUGAUGUUAUUUAUCAUUAUUAUUUCACAGUUGCCUGAUGGCUUUGAAAUUAACUUCAC